AAAACAAAGGAAGAAGAUCGCAAAGACUGGCUUAGGUUGGAUUUCUCAGAGAUGACCCUCCACUGGUUGGCCUCGCAGGUUUGGAGACACCGUGUGGCGGGUGUCACCCUGAUCUUGGGGGUUACUUUUCUUCUUAUACUUGUGGGUACUCACCUAUUGCAGCAUUCAGGCUCUAAUGAUUUUCACAAAGGCUGGAGUGAGACGUCAUUGAAGGAAAGACAGGAACUAGCCGUCAAUGCCAAGCAAAGACCUGCUAACUUAUACCAAGACCACAAAGAGAGAAGGGUCACUCCGUCCUUGGCUGCACAGGCUAAAAAGGACUCCAUACACUUCACUUGGUCAUACAUUCCACCUGUUGUAUUCCUGAAAACACACAAGACAGGAGGCAGCACUGUCCAAAAUGUGCUGUUCCGCAUGGGAGAGAAGGACGGAGCCACUUUUGCUUUCCCCUAUUACACCUACCAGUUCAGCUAUCCAGAUAAAUUCAGGGCAGAUUUUGUGGAUGAGUUGCCAGAAGGUUCUUCCAAUUUUGACAUCCUUUGUAGCCACAUGCGUCUGGACAUAGAAGAGCUGAGACCCAUGAUGCUACCAAACACCAUCUACGUCACCAUCCUUCGUGAUCCUGUACUGACAUUUGAGUCUGUUUUCUCUUGUUACACCUCAACUGUUCCUGCAUUCACCUUAGCCAAAAAGGCAGCAGAGCACAGAUCAGCGUUGUCGAUGUUCCUGGAGUCACCAGAGUCAUUCUGGGAUCCUAAAGAGCCUCGUAAUGGCCUUGCAAAGAAUCCCAUGAGCUUUGAUUUAGGUCUUGACGGCCAGAAGUGGGACUCCUGGCCGACUGACCUGACUCAGCUGGAGGAAACCUUCCAGCUGGUUAUGAUCGCAGAGCACUUUGAUGAGUCCCUGGUCCUCCUGGGGGCUCUGCUGAAGCUGGAGUUGGAGGAAUUAGCCUACGUACACUUCAACACUCGCUCUGCUCAGGAUCUGACUCCACUGGAUGAUAUAACCAAAGCCAAGAUACGAGCCUGGAACAGGAUGGACGUGCUGCUUUAUGACUUUUUCCUCCAUUUGUUCUGGGAGAAGGCAGCACGGUAUGGUAUGGAGAGGUUAAAGAAAGACGUGGCUCGACUGAGGGCUUCCACUGACAGAAUCAGGCAGAAAUGUGUGUCUAGAAAAGAAGUGCCACCUGGGGAACUGGAGGACUUAUUAAGACCCGUGCAGACUGAUUCAGCCACCAUCCUGGGAUAUCAUGUUCAGGGAAACCUGACCAAACAGGAUCAGGGAUUCUGUAUGAGGUUUGUGCUGCCUGAACGUCACUACCAUGCACAUCUGUAUUUCCAGCAGUAUGGCCGGGCCAUGAGGCCUGUGCCGACAGCGUAAUCCAUGCAAGGGAUUGCAUGAAAAUUACAACUGUGAAAGGCAUUCAGAAAAGGGGGAAGCUUGUGUAUUUUUAAUUUCUAUGCAUGAGAGAGUAGUUUAUAUUUUAUGGUAGAGGGUGUUUCAUCUGUUUCUAUUCCAGAAUUAUGCUUGUUUUCAUUAUUCUAGUAAAAAUGACUCAAGCGUCAAGCAUUGUUUGGGUCACUCAUAUGGCGGCUGUAAUAGGCCGAACCAUUUAGCAGGUCUUUGUUAAACAAGACUAAGAGUUCAUGGCCAUGCUAGUAGCUCUGGGAGGCAGCAGUGCUGUAAAGACCCCCGGUAGUGAAAAUCAAAUUUUUUUACCUUAAGAUUUCUAUAUAGUGCUUUUUUUUUAUAUGCACCAUGAGGGAAAUAAACCGUUAUCAACCCCGUGGCUGAGCAUUUCACUCUUGAGACUGCAACGUAUUGAUGACAGUCUCAAAAACAGACUUCUAGAGUUUCAUAAAUAACAAACUAAAGGAAUCAAUCCUGCCAACUUGCAUGGUGAAGUUUUCUGCAUCAUCAUUCUUCAGAAUCAGUUUCUGGUUCCAACAUAUGUGGCUGAAUAACCCCAGUAUUAUUAUAAUUUUGUGUAGUUAGAUGCACAGUGUUUGAGCAGGUAGGAAGGUGAGCUAGUGUGCUUGAGCUGCAGCGAGGGGAGAGGGAUGUAUAGAGCAAGAGACGGGACUUCAUAGAUCUGCAUAUUGUAAAGGAAACAACUGUGUAGUUACAUUUAAGACAUUUUUAAGGCAGGAAGGGAUUAUUUAUAUGGAAAAAACGUCUAAAUGCCCUACACUGAUAGAGAGAGAGGCGUUUUUAGGGUUUAAUCAAUGAAAGAGGAGAGAACUUAAUCAUUUUCUUAUUCAGUAAACUCUUUAUUUAAAUAAAAGCCGAGAAAAACAAUCCAGCCUUUAAGAAUAAUUUCAGUAAGUUUUGUAAUUUUUCCUUUUUUUCUUAACUUUACAAGUUUCAUACCCACAAAAGACUUCUUUCAGUAUUUCUUUUAAGAGUCACAUGUUCCCAAGAAUUCAAUUUUCUAAUCCAUCCAAAGUGCAGCAUCCCAUCACAUGAUCUGAAGCAGUGAGAGGCUGUGUGUCAACGCUUGCUUGAACUUUGCCUCUAGGAUGAAUAUGCGGUUUGAUAUUCCUUCAUGUAAACCGAUAAAGUAAAAUCACCCCUUGUACCUUUUUCUGGCUGAAUUAGCAUAGUUCGAGAUGACGACAGAAAAAAAAAUCAGAAUUCAAAGUCCUCCAAUGGAAUGAUAUUAAAAC
Amphiprion ocellaris (clown anemonefish) is the source of this 2666-nucleotide messenger RNA. Its product is annotated as galactosylceramide sulfotransferase. Gene Ontology annotation, cellular component: membrane. The record is from RefSeq and is a predicted model, not a curated record. Gene Ontology annotation, molecular function: galactosylceramide sulfotransferase activity. The coding region runs from base 52 to 1380 and encodes 442 amino acids. NCBI's taxonomy places the organism in Eukaryota, Metazoa, Chordata, Actinopteri, Pomacentridae. Gene Ontology annotation, biological process: glycolipid biosynthetic process. The transcript has 3 exons.